Molecule: messenger RNA, 1572 nt
Organism: Acaulospora colombiana
Lineage: Eukaryota; Fungi; Glomeromycota; Glomeromycetes; Diversisporales; Acaulosporaceae
Source: the annotation of a GenBank genome assembly
AUGUCGUCUGAAAAGAUUGAUAUUUCCGAUCUUCCCUUUGAGCUAUACGACGAAAUAUUCUCCUGCUUUGAAGACGAUUUACGAUCCCUCUACUCAUACCUCCAGGUGAAUCGUUCUUGGUGUCGGAGAGUUGUCAAAUACAUUUGGCGUUUUCCAUUCCCUGAUGAUUACAAUCGAAGAAGAUGUGACAUCCAGGUUCUCUUUCCCUUGUUCAACAACGAAGAAAUCUCCAUCUUAACCGAUGUUGGAAUCAAUCUACCAACAUCGCAAGAACCAUUGUUCAACUAUGCAUCAUAUGUAAAGGAGAUAAAUAUCAUCGGCAUGGCAUUCGGUGCGAAGAAAUGGAUUAGCACACAGACUUCCGUCAAAUUAGAUAUGGACACCGUUUCGACCAUGGUGAUGGCCCUAUCAACACUACUCUUGAGAAACACCAGUAAGAUAAAGAGUUUAACGUUGUUCGAACAGUUUGGAUUUCGCGAUUUUCUUGACUCGAUGAUACUCAAUGAUGCCCCAUCACGGUUUAAAUUCGUCAAUCAACUCACGAUCUGUCUAAAAUACAACUCAUUCAACACUUUGAUCGACGAAAAAUUGAAUUUAUUGCCUGACUUAUCCAAGAAUUGCACAAAUAUCAAACAUCUGACCGUGUCUAAUUUCAAUAAAAAUGAUUACAAACGCUUUGACUACGUGAUAUCUUUCCUUCGGUCGCAAAAAGAAAUAUCGAUAUGUCGGUUCUACCGUCUCGAAUUCGAUUUCACGUCAACCUUUAAGAGUUUGAUAUUACCACUUUUCAAUUCCUUGAGAGUUCUCGUGCUCCAUAAUCUUUCGCGUCAAUUUCGACUAGGGUUCUUAUAUCUGUUUCCCAAUUUAGAAGCUCUGGUCAUCAGGGCAGAAUUCUACCUGCCGGUGGAGGAUUCCGAGGAUUGGAAAAAGUUUAUGCAAGCUCCCAGCAAUAUCAAAUCGCUUAAUCUCGCUGGUCUACCCGAGGAAAUUACUGUUGAUCUUAUAAAGAAGUCGAACGCAAAAUUGAAAUGGCUGACCAUGGAAUCAAUGCCAACAGAAGUCCUUGAGACAGCGAUUUGUUUUUGCAAGAACAUAACCCACCUGACGUUAAGGUAUAUGAAAAUGGAUAUCUUAAAGAUUCCAAAGAUGCUCAAUAGUUUACACCACCUCUCGAAUUUCACGAUUGAUCCCUGGGAUCAUGAUGCAACGGGGUUCGUGGAGGAGUUGUCGAAAUUGGAACUGAAGCACCUGAGGUAUCUGGAUUUGGUCCUUCACAUUAGACCAGAAACAUUUAAAGUAUUUUUGAAGAAUGUAAAGUUUCCGCUAGAGGUGUUGAUAAUGAAGGGUUAUAAGUUUCUGGAUGGACACGUGGAAAUGCUGAUGGAGUAUGUGGACAGGCAAAAAGUUGAUCAAAGGUUCAGGUGGCUGGGAUUAGUGACGAUGAGACCGAAGGAGGAUUGGAAAAACAAAUUUCUCAUGGAGAAAGUUGAGAUGGCGAAAGGAAAAUUUGGUGUGCUUCCGGCGGAAAAAGCUAGAAUCUCGGAGGGAUGGGAGAUCAAGAGCCUAUUUUGA